Brienomyrus brachyistius is the source of this 2020-nucleotide messenger RNA. It is a transcript of the gene dscc1, whose product is annotated as DNA replication and sister chromatid cohesion 1. Gene Ontology annotation, biological process: maintenance of mitotic sister chromatid cohesion; mitotic sister chromatid cohesion. The record is from RefSeq and is a predicted model, not a curated record. Gene Ontology annotation, cellular component: chromatin; nucleus; chromosome, centromeric region. The transcript has 9 exons. Bases 783 to 1967 code for a protein of 394 amino acids. NCBI's taxonomy places the organism in Eukaryota, Metazoa, Chordata, Actinopteri, Osteoglossiformes, Mormyridae.
GAAUCUCUUUGAUUGAGUUGUGGUGCAAAUAACACCAAAUAUCCCGCCACUGAGCUAUUACGGUUAAGAUUUGAUUACAUCCACUUGUUUUUGUGUUUAUUGAUAAGAAAUUUACACUCAUGUACAGAAAUUGUGCCUAUGUAUGCAUGUUUAACUGAAAGAGUCUAUUUUGUAAAAACUUCAACUUGAGCUGCAAGCAUGCAACACAGCUCAGUUUUUAUAUUCCAGUAGAACAAUAUCUAAAUGCCAUGUAUUUUGUGAGUUUUUCGUGUUAUUUUUGGGCCACAGUCAGGAAUGAAAACAUUGCCAUUGAAACUGCAGAAGACCGUGAAUUUCUGAAUGUUAGAUAUUUUCCAUUAUAUUAAGAUAUUCGUGUAAAAGUUACAUAAUCGAUAUUGUUUGGUUUAUUAUAUUCCGUUUCUGAUACGGAGACUCUGUAUCCACAUUAAAUAACAAAUGUCCUACUUUCCAGUGAGAUCACAUAUGGAAAAUUUCUUGAUUCGUCCGUACGCCUGCAACGUAUGAAGAAACCGCUUUUAGCAUAGUAACAGAAUUCUCCAACGAAAGUUGCGUAAUGGUCGUAACAGAACAACCAUGUGAAAAAGCGUCUCAUAGGGCUGAGAUAUGGUUAUAUGAUUGGCUCUGGAGAAUGUCAAUUAUAUCUGACAGCCAAUGGUUAUGUGCUUCCGGAAAAUAUUGCGGGAAUGUUAAAGAAGGGAACUUGUUUAUGAAUUUUCGUGCGGAGCUUGUAGUUGAAUUUGGUUGUAAGGUAAUAGCUGAAAAUGAGAACGAUAGAAGAAGUUCAGGCUACACUUCAAAUAGCUAAACUGAAAGAGGAGGAUUUCCAUCCUACAGUUCAUUGCUUGUCAUUUGGGGAACACGUAUCCUCUGGCGAUUACUGUCUUAUGGAGCUUGAUGAAACUUUAUGCAAGCAUAUAGAGGCUGGCAAGAGCCUCACUAUUAGGGGAGAUAAAGACGAGCAUGCAAUUCUGUGCAGCGAAGACAAGACGUAUGACCUGAAAAUAGCAGAUACUUCCAACCUGCUUCUCUUUAUACCAGGCUGUGAAACUCCAGAUCAGUUCCCCAGAGAGCAGUCUGCUCCCAGCCUCGUUCAUGCACAAGUUUGGGGUUUUUCCAAUAACUACUGGGAGCUGAGGAGGCAGCAUCCCAGGCUGAAAAAGCUGAAGAAGCUGCUGAUGGAGAAGCCUUAUGCUGGCCUGCUGGCUGGAGUGGAGGAGGGAUCGGAUGGGAAUACCCCGAGGUACACUAUGGAGGACCUGCUGGAUAGAAUUCAAGCCAGUGAGAAGGAAAUUGUCAGCCAGCUUCAGAAUAUACAUGCCUGCGAAAUUGAGGCAGGCUACUGGAGGAUUCUGGACUUUGACUACGAGAUGAAACUGCUCGGUCACGUGGCCCAGCUGGUGGACUCUGAGUCGUGGUCUUUCAGCAAAGUUCCUCUGACUGUAAGCUUGCAGGAACUUGGGCCCCUUGAACCAAAAGAGAUGAUAGAACACUGCUUAAAUUGCUAUGGGAGGCGCUACACUGAUGAAGACGGAGAGGUGUAUUUCGCGUUGGACGAAGACAAGGUGUGCCGGGCCAUGGCACAGAUGCUCCUGCAGAAUGCCGUUAGGUUCAACCUGGCCGAGUUCCUGGAGGUGUGGCAGCAGAGCGUGCCCGAGGGCAUGACUACCAGGCUGGACCAGCUCAGGAGUGUAGCUCUCGUGGACCGCAGUUCCAGACCUGAGACCAUCUCCCUGCUGAGAGUGGAGGACUUGCCAGGGGACACUUUAGAGCGUUUCAGCUGUCUCUUCAGCAUGAGAGAGAAGUGGACUGAGGAAGACAUUGUUCCCUACAUACAGGAUCUCUGUGGUGAAAAGCAGACUACUGGAGCACUUCUCACCAAGUACGCACGCUCGUCCAUGCAGAACGGGAGAAAGGUGUACAAUUCGAGACGGCCCGUGGCUACUUGAACCUCUCGUCCCUUUUGUUCUCUUUGUAAAUAAAAUGUUUACUGCUUUGAAAA